CACAGUUCUUCUUAACACUUUUCUAACACUUUUCAAAAUAUAACCACAAAGAUUCUUCUACUAAUAUCUUCAUACACUUUCAAUUGAAAUAAUGGCCAGAUUGUUAAGAUUUAUUCUCUCUUGCUCUAUUUUACUUACAAUCUUGUUUUUGCAAGCAAUGGCAGAGAAAUCCAAUAUUUCUCGGCCAUAUCCAAGAAAGCUUAGAACUGCAAAUCCACCAUUUUCGAAAGGUAGAAUUGCAGAGUUAUUAAUAGAAGGAGAAAAUGAAAUUGGCGAAGGACCAUAUAUCAGUGCUGAAGGUCCGGAGAGUAAUAAUAAUAUUGUGAAAAUGGAGCAUCAUCAUUCUGCUGAUAAGUCUGUUGCUGGAGGAGGGGUUAUUAUUGGUGGACUUGUUACUGCUAUUUUUGCUGCUGUUUAUUGCUAUAUUAGAGUCACUAGAAAGAAAGAAAAUGUGUAAAUAGGAGUAUAGUUUUAGGAUUAGGAAAGUUUGGGUGUUAAAAAUAGGAAAAUUAGAACUUCUUUCGUCCUAUUUCAUGUGAAGGUAUUACUGCUUGGGGAGUCGGAUAGUUUCUUCAUUGAAUAUAAUUUUCUUUAACUUUUUAAAAAAUAUUUUAAAUUAUUAUUUAUAUUGACCUGUAGUAGUCUCAUCUAGUUUUCAAAUAUGCAAAUUUAUUUUAAAAAAUAUGUAUUCGAA
Messenger RNA from Lycium barbarum (goji berry), 694 nucleotides. RefSeq lists its product as uncharacterized. Bases 92 to 457 code for a protein of 121 amino acids. The record is from RefSeq and is a predicted model, not a curated record. Lineage: Eukaryota; Viridiplantae; Streptophyta; Magnoliopsida; Solanales; Solanaceae. The transcript has a single exon.